AUGACUGUGUUCAGGGCAGAAACCUCCUCUGACCGUGUGAUUGGACACCAACUAAUGAGCGCAGAGGAAAGUAACUUGUCCUUCGGCGAGAGCACGCUGGCUGCGUUGGAAGUCUUGCACCUUCAGGGAAACGCUCUGAGCAUGCUAGACGCCGGGAUUUUCUCAAGGCUCCCCAACAUACGAAGCCUUCACCUUCAGCAAAACCUGUUUAGCAUCUGUCCUUCUCUCAAGGGUCCAAUGCACGACUGCAUCCGACUGUCCUCUAUCCCGACCCUGAGCUAUCUGUACCUCUCGGAGAACAGUCUUGCAUCGGUUCCACCAGGCGCGUUUCGCGGAAGCCCGCUGCUUAUUCUGGAUCUUUCUCAGAAUGCCGACAUGGGCUUGGGCCCGUCAUCUCUCUCAGGUUUGGAGACGACCCUCGCCCAUCUUUCUCUAAGAGGAAACCAGCUCCGAACCCUAGCCGUCGACUUCACCUUCUUCCGGAAACUCAAGUCUUUGGAUCUGUCAGUGAACCGACUCACGGGGGUCUCUCUGUGGAGCGGAGAUUCUUCUGUGGAGUCCUUGAACCUGCAGAAUAACAGUUUGGUAACGCUUGCAUCUGACACGGUUUUCGCUCUGCAGAAAUCGCUCCGGACUUUAUACGUGGGCUCAAACCCGUUGAGCUGCUGCGGAAACCCAUACCUCCUCACGUUGCUCCAGCAGGACAGACUGAAUGUGCCGGACAUCGCCGCCGCAACCUGCUGGUACACCAGAGACUCGGAGAGCGUUGAGAUCAGCGUGAGCGCCGUGCAAUCGGAGCACUGCGAGUCUGUGGACGGGAAAGUGUUGUGGAUCAGCGUGAUCGUCGUGCUCGCGCUCGGACUGACGCUGGUGUCGGUGGUCGCCUUGAAACUCUGUCACUCGAAAACGCACGGAUUCAAAAGAGGCAUCAAAGCUUGAGUCAAAAGAAGGAAAAGAAACCAAAGCAUUCUCACCUGACUGUGGUGCCGCAUGCAUGACCGCUGGGUUUCAGUAUGUGAUGCGUGGGUGGAUCUGGAACAAGUUCAGUGUCAAAUCCUGAUCGCCAUCCUUUGCAUUCACAUCAGUUGUGACAUUUGCUAUUUAAACAGAAAUGCAUGCAAUAUUCACAGAAUAAACUGGUGAGGGUAAAGCACGUUUUUGUGCUGAUUUUCUGCAAUAACACUACACUUUCUGAUGCACGCACUUUAUCGAUUGUGAUUUGUGAAUAUGGGAGUGAAAUGUACAUGCAUAAUGUGAAAACUGCAUCAACAAGUUGCGAACAGAUGCAAGAUUGACUGGAGAGGGUUGUAAAGUGAGACGUGAUUGUAGGAGUGUGUUUUCAAUUUGUGUCCCUGGAGCACAAAAGCAGUGUUAAGUCGCUGGGGUAUAUUUGUAGCAAUAGCCAACA
Molecule: messenger RNA, 1408 nt
Organism: Sinocyclocheilus rhinocerous
Lineage: Eukaryota; Metazoa; Chordata; Actinopteri; Cypriniformes; Cyprinidae
Product: leucine-rich repeat-containing protein 32-like
Exons: 2
Coding region: 1-939 (312 amino acids)
Cellular component (GO): plasma membrane
Molecular function (GO): protein binding
Source: RefSeq, a predicted model, not a curated record